Messenger RNA from Brienomyrus brachyistius, 1218 nucleotides. It is a transcript of the gene dnase2b, whose product is annotated as deoxyribonuclease II beta. Gene Ontology annotation, molecular function: deoxyribonuclease II activity. Gene Ontology annotation, biological process: apoptotic DNA fragmentation. The transcript is spliced from 6 exons. Lineage: Eukaryota; Metazoa; Chordata; Actinopteri; Osteoglossiformes; Mormyridae. The coding region runs from base 99 to 1139 and encodes 346 amino acids. The record is from RefSeq and is a predicted model, not a curated record.
GUCAAUAUGCCACGUGAACUUCCCUUUCUGUAAAGCAAACUCACUUUCAGGGCUCCAUUACUUUUCUGUAUAGCUUGCCAUUAGUUAUCAUUUCUACAAUGUGGCUCGUUCUAGUUUGUGCUUUCUUGAGUGCCACUGGAGGUGUCGCAGAGUUUUCCUGUAGGAAUGAGGCCGGAGAUCUCGUCGACUGGUUCAUCAUUUACAAGAUUCCAAAGCACAAGAAUGGCACUGAUGGAAGUGGGCUUGACUACAUGUACCUGGAUUCAUCGGUGAAGCUCUGGCAGUACAGUGACUUUCUGGUCAAUGACAGUCUGGGGGCUUUGGGGAACACCCUUAGACAGCUGUACCAGGGCCAGCAAUAUAAGACCAACAGAUCUGCAUACAUGCUUUAUAACGAUGCCCCUCCAUUUUUGAAAUAUGACAAUCAUUAUGGACACACGAAAGGAGCUCUCCUCUUCGACACGGUUCAGGGAUUCUGGUUGACCCACAGUGUCCCUCACUUCCCUCCACCCCCAGAACAUGGGUAUAGUUGGCCUUCGUCUGCUAAAAUGUAUGGUCAGACAGCAUUCUGUGUCACAUACAAAUAUCAUCAGGUCCCGCUAAUAGCCGAGCAGCUUCUCUACUAUAAUCCCCGUGUGUACAAUUGCUCCCUGCCUGAGAUAUUUCAGCCAGAUCUGUCCAAUUUGGCUCUUCUUUGUAAAGGCUCCCAACUGCAAAGGACCCCUGGCAGGAAACUGCAGACACUAAUGUCAGCCAAAGGAGAGACUUUCCUAAGUUUUGCAAAAUCACACUUCUGGGUUGAUGAUAUAUACACUGGUUGGGUGGCUCAGGCUUUGAAAACUGACCUCUUAACAGAAACCUGGCAGCGUAAGGAGCACCAGCUGCCAUCAAACUGCUCUCUUCCUGAGCACACCCUAAAUAUAAAGAGAAUCAAACUCCCUGGGCCUAUAGUGUUCUCUUCCUUUUUCGACCACUCCAAGUGGUGUGUAUCCAGAGCUUAUGAGAAGCAGUGGACCUGCCUGGGGGAUUUAAACAGGGAGGACACUCAGGCUUGGAAAAGCGGGGGAUUAAUAUGCUCCCAGAACCCAGAUAUCUACCACGCAUUCCGUCACACUGUGUCCUGGUACAUCAAUUGUUGAUUGGAGGGUGGUUUUCUUAUUACAUUUUAUAUUUCCUGAAGACAGCAUCAAAAAAAAUUAAAUAAAAAUAACCCAUGUA